AUGCCGGCUUGCGAGUAUGAAUCUGACGGAGAAGGUGAGAGCCUGGCUGGUGCUUCAGACAGCUCGGACGAUCUUGCUGGCGAGCUUCUUCAAGGUGUGGAACAAGGGAGCAUUCCUGCGUGCCGUGCUACGAAGAUGGCUGGUAUGAUCUCUCGCAAGUUCAAAAAGCAUGGAAUUGUGGAUUCCAACCUGUCCCUUCUGGGAGUUCAGAGGGGCGUCAAAGGAGAGAAUCAUUGCCGUCGGCUUCACGCGUUUGCUCGGAAGACGGAAUGCCUCUUGAGCGUUCGCGUCCAGAAAGUACAAACCAUCGUGCGACAAAUUGAGAAGUCGAAAGUUCAUGAAGUUGAAAUUGAUUACCCAGUCCUGCCUCUUUCUUCGUGGAUGGAGACGUCCUUCAACCUUGGUGGUCAUUUUUUUCUUGGAGGGAAAGGUUUGAGCAGUUUCAGCCAGUUCUCCAAGAUUUUGUGCGACUUUUGGAGGCGGUAUAGACCGUUGGACCCGGACCUGCCAUUCUUCGAAGACGUUGGGGAGCCAUACUACCAUUGCAGUUUUCCUGUGGCAGUUCAUGGCGAUGAGGGGCGCGGCCGCUAUAAGCGGCCGAUCCUCGUACUAAGUUUCCAACCGGUUCUGAGCAAUAUGAAGGAUGAGGUCAACCUCAAGGGGCUGACGUACAACACACGGCUUUUGUAUGCAGUGAUCCCUUCGAGCAUGUACGCAAAGAAAGACAAGACCAUAGAUGCGCUCAUCAAAGCAAUGGUUGAUGAUCUCAACAAACUGUACCACGAAGGGUUUGAAGUCAGAAUGGAGGGGGCGUCCGUGAGAAUGCGUCCAGUGUGGAUCGGAACCAAAGGAGAUUGGCCUUGGAUGAGAAAGCUAUACAAACUCAAGUCUGGCUUUCAGGCACAAUGCCACAGGAAAUGCCACUUGUGUGAUGGCGCAGAUUGGUGGGACAUGGCGCCAUCCAGCCACUUGCGGAAUCUGCCUUUGGGGUACCACAACCCGUCCCCCUAUUGGCCAAAUUUCCGUUCUCCUAUGUUUGAUCUUCCUGGAGGACAAGAUGCCUUCCGUAUCCGCACGGAUCCCACCCAUACAUACCAUAUAGGAUAUGGGAAAGAUGAAAACGCAAGCAUCCUAGUCCUUUUGGCACAGCUGGGCCAUUUUGGUGGGAAGGGAUCUCUGGAUGCCAAGCUCGAAAGGGCCUUUGAACGCUUUGCCAUCUACUGCAAGUCCACCCGGAAGCACACGAGCAUCACCUUUUUCAGCAAAAAGCAGUUCAAGAUACAACAGAAGGGGAGCUUCCCUUGCGGAGGUGGCAAGGGCCAUGACACCGCAGUCCUGGGGGCCUGGCUUGAGACAGAGCUCACCUCAGUGUCUGCGGAUUCUUUUGAAAGCCCAUGGAGAGAAAUUGUACAAGUCAUGAAGUACAUGAACCGUGCGAGUAAGCUGAAGCCGAGUUUGGUCGAUGAGACAGAGCGAAAGAGAGUGCUGAAACGCGAGGAGAACAAGAGUUGGCGCUGGAACGAGGUGCUGGUGCGCAGCAAGGAAGAGAUCUUGCGAAGCUUGUUGGAGCCGGAGCGACCCUCAGGCCUGCUGGAGGCGUUCCACGCGCCGCCGGAGGCGGCCGUUCCGGCCGUUCCCGCGCCCGUGCCGCGGCCCAAAGCGCCAGCGCGGCCGAAGGAGCCCAAAGAACCUCCCCCUGCAGCUGCACCGCCUGCGCCUGCGCCUGCGCCUACUCAGCCGCCAGUGGGGCAGGUUGCACGGGUCCGGCGAGCGGCUCCAGAUGCAGCAGAGCGCGUUUUUGAGAGAAGUGGCUUCGCCGGACCCAGCAGCCGGCGCUUCCGGCCCAGCCAAUCGACCCGGGAGAGCCUGGCUUUGGCGGUGCAGCACCGUGAGCAGCGCCUGCGGACGGCCGGUGUCGAAGAGAGCCGCCCACGGAUGCGGAGCGCUUACGAGGAUGUUCCUCCGGCGGACGAGCGAGACGCUGGCGAGACAGAGAUGAUGGUUGGAGGUAAUGUCUUCCGUGUCCGCCGCCUACAGGAAGGCGAUGCGGUGCCCCAGCACGAGAACGAGUCCGGAGCGCCUCCCUCGCUGCAGUCCAUGUUGGCCUUCAUCGACGCGGAGUCGGCCGCAGAUGGAGCAGAUGAGUCUCACCGUCACGAAGGUUACCCAGAAGUAGCUCCGGCGACAGAGGUCCUACAGCCCAAACUGGUGGAGACGAAAGCGAAGGCUGAGUGCCCGGCCGGGCGUGUUGCCGAUUGGACCUUGGAGCAGGUGGGCCAAUACCUGGACUUUUUAGGGCUCAGUCACAUCCAGGAGAAGUUCAAGGAGAAUGCCGUCGACGGGCCAAUGCUCUUAGAGCUGUCCGAGGAGGAACUGUGCAAAGAGCUGGGUCUCUUGAAGCUUCAGGCUCGAAAGCUCCUGUCCCGGCUGCCGCGGGACGAGCCAGAUGGAUGA
This is a messenger RNA of Durusdinium trenchii, 2454 nucleotides long. The record is from the annotation of a GenBank genome assembly. NCBI's taxonomy places the organism in Eukaryota, Dinophyceae, Suessiales, Symbiodiniaceae.